AUGGGCGUCGUUGCCGUUCCAAAAAUUAAAAUGAAACUCUUCUCAAUCCAAGUUUUAUAUAAAGGUGACACCAAGCCGAAGCAACUUCAAGGUGUGUAUGAGCUCUCCAGCUUCAGCUUCUUCCAACGUGGAAGUGUGCAGGAGUUCCUCGAUUUUACGGCCAAAUUGGUCUGUGAACGAACCGCUGUUUGCAGUCGAGCUGCUGUACAGGAAAGUGAAUACUUCUGCCACAUUUUUGUGCGUCACGAUAAACUGUGUGCGGUUGUCUUUUCUGAUCACGAAUACCCACAGAGAGUCGCACAAACACUACUAACGAAGACCCUCGAGGAGUUCACGACCGAAUAUCCGCCUUCCACAUGGCUCACCAUGUCUGCUGGGGGUGCCAACAUGCGAAAGCUUGGUGAAUAUCUUGUCAAAUAUCAGGAUCCCCGCCAAGCGGACAGUCUAUCCAGGCUCCAGGCUGAUGUAGAGGAUACCACACAAAUCCUCCACCAAACCCUCGAGACUUUGAUCGAGCGUGGCGAAAAGCUCGACGAUCUGGUUAGCAAGUCGGAGGACCUGAGUUCUCAGUCCAAGCUCUUCUAUCAGACUGUGAGUUCCCGCUUCGGUCAAAACUUAUGCGUAAUCUGCUCAUACUAA
Molecule: messenger RNA, 639 nt
Organism: Mesocestoides corti
Lineage: Eukaryota; Metazoa; Platyhelminthes; Cestoda; Cyclophyllidea; Mesocestoididae
Source: the annotation of a GenBank genome assembly